AUCAAAAUGGUCAAGUCAUAUGAUCGUUACGAACAGGAAAAAUGCUUUGGUGUAAUUGCCUCGCUGUCCAACAUAGUGUGGCUUCCACCAAGCAAGACUCAAAAUUCAAAAUCCGCCGGAAGAGCCAUCUCUUCAGGUUUGGAGGAAAUGCUCAUUUGGGAUAUCAAGACUGGAGAGAUAGUUUCCAGAAUAAGAGAUGGGUUAACUCCAGGAGCCUCGAAUGCAUCCACGUCCCAAGCUCCAUCUCCAAUCACAUAUUUAGCACACCAUGAGCAAUCCAACCUUGUUGCUGCAGGCCAUGCGGAUGGAUCCAUCAAAGUCUGGGACAUAACAUCAAGUUCCGUGCUUAUCAACUUCCAAGGUCACAAAUCAGCCAUCAGUAUACUUAAAUUUGAUAGAAGUGGUACCAGAUUGGUGUCUGGUUCUGCUGAUUCCAGUAUUAUCAUGUGGGAUUUGGUGGGUGAAGAAGGUUUGUUCAAACUCAAGGGACAUAAGGGACAAAUUACAGGUUUGACUUUCCUUUCUGAACACGAAACCUCUGAGAUCACUGAUGACUUGGAGGACUACAUUUUGAGUGUAUCCAAGGACGGGCUUAUCAAGUUAUGGGAAUUAAAGAGUCAACAAUGUGUGGAAACCCAUUUGGCCCACUCUAAUGACUGCUGGGGUAUGGGGAUAAAUAGCUCCAAGGACUUGGUGAUUACCAAUGGUAAUAGAGACCAGGUUAAAGUUUGGCUGGUGGAUCUCAGCCAACCUGAUCAACAAAAGAUUCAGGAGAGAGGCCAAUUCGAGAAGCAAUCGAAGUCCAGGUGCAAUGAGAUUGAAUUCAGAAAUUUGAAGACUUCAUCGGGAACAGUCCAACUAUUCUACUUACAAAAUGCUGAUAGAACUAUUGAGAUCUUCAGGGUCAGAAGUGAAGAAGAAAUAAAAAAGGGUAUUGCAAAGAGAACGAAAAGAUUGAAAGAGAAGGGGUAUGAGGAUGAUGAGAUCUUACAAUCCUUGACCGACUCGGAAAUCAGCAUGAUGAUUACCCCAUUCACCACGUUAAGAACUGCCUCCAAAAUCAAAUCUUGUACCUGGGUUCAAUCAUCUUCAAAGAAAUUAGACUUAUUGGUUUCUUUGAUUAAUAACAGUAUUGAAUAUCAUAACAUUACUGUUCCUGAACUGAUCAAAAAAGCACAACCAAAUGAAAUUACUUCUGUCAAGCAACAUUCAAUUGACUUAUUGGGUCACAGAACUGAUAUCAGAGCUAUGGAUCUUUCCUCUGACAACAAGUUAUUGGCGACUGCAUCUAAUGGCGAGUUAAAAAUCUGGAAUAUCAAGACCACAAAUGUCAUCAGAACUUUCACCUUAGAAGGUGGCUACGCAUUAUGUUGUAAGUUUUUGCCAGGUGGAACAUUGGUGGUAGUUGGGUUCAAGAAUGGUGAUUUAGAAUUGUAUGAUUUGGCCACCUCUUCUUUGGUUGAUAGGGUGGAAAAGGCUCACGAUUCUGGAUCAUCUAAGGACGAAGAUAGCGGAUCAGCAAUUUGGUCAUUGGAUUUGACUCCUGAUGGAAAGACUUUAGUCACUGGUGGUAACGAUAAGUCUGUCAAGUUCUGGAAUUUCAAGGUUGAACAAGAAUUGAUCCCUGGAUCACGUACCACUGUGUCAAGGUUGACGUUUGUCCAUAACCAAACAUUGGAAUUAAAUGAAGAUGUCUUAUGCGUUAAGAUUUCACCAGAUGCUAAAUAUUUGGCGGUAUCUUUAUUAAACAACAAUGUUCAAGUUGUUUUCUUUGAUUCAUUAAAAUUAUUCCUUACCUUAUAUGGACACAAGUUACCGGUUUUGUCUAUCGAUAUCUCGGAUGACAGCAAGUUGAUAAUCACCUCUUCUGCGGAUAAGAACGUUAAGAUCUGGGGGUUAGAUUUUGGUGAUUGCCACAAGUCAAUCUUUGCUCAUCAAGACUCCAUCAUGAAUGUCAGAUUUAUCCCCGAAAGUCAUAACUUUUUCUCGUCUGGUAAGGAUGGUUUGAUCAAAUACUGGGAUGGUGACAAGUUCGAGUGCGUUCAAAAGUUACCAGCACAUCAAUCGGAAGUCUGGUGCUUGUGUGUUAGCACUGAUGGGUCAUUUAUGGUAUCUACAUCGCAUGAUCAUUCCAUCAGAAUUUGGGGAGCCAGUGAUGACCAAGUAUUCCUUGAAGAAGAGAGAGAAAAGGAAAUGGAUCAGCUUUACGAAGAGACCUUACUUGAAUCGUUGGAGGAUGAUCCCCGUGCCCAAACUGUGGAUGAUCAAAACGAGGAUGAAGAUAACGACGAGGCCACCAAGGUCUCCAAGCAAACCGUCGAGUCGUUGAAGGCGGGAGAAAAGUUGAUGGAAGCCAUGGACAUAGGGAUUGAAGAUGUCGAGGCCAACGAGGUGUACGAAGACCAUUUGAAGAGCUACCAAGAAAAGAAAUCAAGCGAUGCCCCCAUCAAGCCUACACCCAAUGCCAUUUUGAUGGCGUUCAAGAUGUCAGGCCAGGAGUACGUGUUGAGCGUGGUUACUAAGAUUAGGGCUGCCCAGUUGGACGAUGCGUUGUUAGUGUUGCCAUUUUCGUACUCGCUCAAGUUGUUGAGAUUCAUCGAGAUCUGGACCAACAGUGACAACGUCACUGCCAACGUGGUGUACAUGUCGUUGAUCUGUAAGAUCUUGUUCUUUGUUGUGCGUUCCAAUGCCCGGGAGUUGGUGAGUCAGAAGGACCCCAAGAUCAAGAACCAGUUGUUGAAGGUGAAGGAGCAGUUGAGGGGGUCGUUGACCAAGACUGCGGACCAGUUGGGAGUGAACACCCAGGGACUCAAGUUUGUCAAGCAACAAUGGAAGCUUACCCAUGAAACCGAGUUCAUUGACGAGGCUGAACAGAGGGAGUACGAGGAAAAGAGGGCAAUAAAGAGAACCUACACCACUGUAUAGACCAGGGAUAGCAAAUUGCGGAGAGAACUGUCUUUUCCAUGAUUUCGACAGUUUCAAGUCUUGCGAAAGGCGGUUUUCAAUACCAUGGCAGUAUCGGGAGAGCCAACACAAUAUAUUACGAAGAGUGGAUUUUAAAUACAAUAGCAUCAUCAUUUCAAGCAAUGUAGGCAAGUAAACGCAAAGCCUGCAGCUAUUUUGGCUAUAUACAAUACAAUUAUGUAUGUAGACUAACCAAUAUUGCUAUAUACGAUUC
Molecule: messenger RNA, 3178 nt
Organism: Suhomyces tanzawaensis NRRL Y-17324
Lineage: Eukaryota; Fungi; Ascomycota; Pichiomycetes; Serinales; Debaryomycetaceae
Gene: DIP2
Product: snoRNA-binding rRNA-processing protein
Exons: 1
Coding region: 7-2925 (972 amino acids)
Biological process (GO): maturation of SSU-rRNA
Cellular component (GO): small-subunit processome; Pwp2p-containing subcomplex of 90S preribosome
Molecular function (GO): protein binding; snoRNA binding
Source: RefSeq, a predicted model, not a curated record